AUGACAGAGUUUCUUCCUCAACAAAUCAGACAUACGUCUGUGCUCCAUCAACUUCUGAAGAAGAAAGCUCCUCCUUGGUCUUCUGAACACUCAGCAGCCAUUCAAGCUUUAAAACAGCUAUCUACAAAGCUCCCCUAUUUACAGAUUCCUUCUGAUGGACGUCGUAUUCUUCAAACUGAUGCUAGUGAUACUCAUUGGGGUGUAGUUUUACUUGAAGAAGCUCACGAUGCCAAAAGAACCAUCUGUGGCUAUAAGAGUGGCUCGUUCAAACCAUCUGAAGCUCACUAUCAUUCUACGUUUAAGGAAAUUCUUGCAGUCAGACGUGGAAUUGAAAAGUUCCAGUUUCAUCUCAUUGGACAUAUAUUCCUCAUUGAACUGGACAUGUCAAGUUUUCCUCGCAUGCUUGAGUUCCGGCAACGCACACUUCCAAAUGAUCAACUUCUUCAAUGGGCUCAAUGGAGUUACCUCCUAUCUUUAAGUGUAUCUUCUGGCACUUAUGUACAACCUACACCAUAG
Messenger RNA from Macadamia integrifolia, 516 nucleotides. RefSeq lists its product as uncharacterized. The record is from RefSeq and is a predicted model, not a curated record. Bases 1 to 516 code for a protein of 171 amino acids. The transcript is spliced from 2 exons. Lineage: Eukaryota; Viridiplantae; Streptophyta; Magnoliopsida; Proteales; Proteaceae.